This is a messenger RNA of Exophiala xenobiotica, 2662 nucleotides long. RefSeq lists its product as hypothetical. The coding region runs from base 67 to 1023 and encodes 318 amino acids. The transcript is spliced from 3 exons. The record is from RefSeq and is a predicted model, not a curated record. Lineage: Eukaryota; Fungi; Ascomycota; Eurotiomycetes; Chaetothyriales; Herpotrichiellaceae. Gene Ontology annotation, cellular component: membrane. Gene Ontology annotation, molecular function: lipase activity.
CAUCACCAUACAUUUCGACCUGUGUGAAUCUCAUUCUCAAACGAUAUUCCCGCCGAUCAACUCAUCAUGACUGUCACAACAGAAGCCGAAUUCACAACAAGUGAUGGCACGAAACUGUACAUGAAAUCCUGGAAGCCUGAGUCGAAUUCGUCCUCAGCAGUGCUCAUCUUCCUCCACGGCUUCUCAGACCAUAUCAACGCUUACUACGAUUUGUUUCCCACCUUGAGUUCUCCACCAUUCAACGUCGCCGUUUACGGCUUUGACCAACGAGGCUGGGGUCGAUCAGUGCGCAAAGCAAGCGAAAAUGGUCUGACUGGGCCGACCUCACUCGUUCUCUCGGAUAUUCAUGACUUCGUCCUGCAUGUUGCUGGUCUCGCCGAGACGCGCGGCCGACCAAUCUUCAUCAUGGGCCACAGUAUGGGCGGCAACGAGGUCCUUUGCUACAUGCUCUCUGCAUCGUCGGCAUACUCGAAUCGUCCUCUAAUCUCCGGUAUUCUAUUGCAAGCGCCCUACAUUGAGCUCGACCCGGCCGAACAGCCUCACGCAUUCACAGUGGCUGCUGGAAAGCUAGCCGCUCUGGUACUUCCGCAUAUGCAAAUGAAGCAGAAGCUCCACGCAACUUACAUGUCUCGGUCGGCCAAGGUCCGGCAAGACUGGAUUGACGACCCUCUGUGCCACGAUACCGGUACACUCGAAGGCCUCAAAGGAUUGUUGCAGAGAGCUGGAGACUUAACCGCCCUCUCCCAUGGUCACAAAACUCAUGACCUGACGACGAGAGUACCCUGCCCACUCUGGGUUUCACAUGGCACCGCUGACAAGGUCGUCUCACCUGAUGCCGCAAAACGACUCUUCGAAGUACUUGAAGCUCCUGGCGGUGACAAAACUUUCCACUCGUAUCCCGAUGCUUACCACAAACUUCAUGCUGAGCCCGAGGGGGUAGGUGAGCAGUUUGCGGAGGAUGUGGGAGAAUGGAUUCUUGCUCAUGCCAACAAGCCGGCAUCAGGGACAGUGGUCAGUGCUUGAUUCCCGGAGAAGGUGUUGCAGUUUGGCUCAUUGCUGGUUAGAAGCCUAAAUUGUGAAUUCGUUAAAGCUCGCCCAGUCACGAAAGUGACACUGGCCUUCAGAGGUCCAUACCGACCAUCCUUCUAAUCGACUUGCCUGGCAAUCGCUAGCCUCAAGGUCUGGCGGCAUUUUGGACGCAGGCCGCACGUCUCGGGAUCAGACGGCAUUCUUCCCGCUAUACAGUCAUUGCCUCCUAAACGGACAAGUGGGCCGCAUUCCAGAACGGGCUCAGUGUAAGCGGCUAGCCUCAUGCUAUGCAUAGAGGUACUAGCGCGGCAUCGACAGUCGGAACAGACAUCUAGGCAUAUGUGUAUGAUUUUUUGAACAGCAGCGAUGCCAUAGUGACUGGCUAUUACGAUCCGCUCCCCGCAGCGUGGUCUCGUCACUGCCAUAGCAUGCGACGGGGUGAUGACGGUCCUACGGCAAGAUUUCAAGAAUUGCAUCUUUGAAAGACUGAUCCUUGCUUCAAAAAGGAGCGCGCAGCGUGAACGUAGCCUUGCUUGAGCUACAGAGCAUCAACGGGUGCAACCUUUGCUGAAUCUGACGAUAUCUUCGAGGCACCUCUCUCUGUGGGUUUGCAGGAGACCUGGGUACGCAUUUGUGUCAGCAGCUUCGGUCCGGACUGGCCUAGCUUAGGAUCGCGCUCACCGUGGUAUCCGUCCUUGUACACUACGAUUUCCGUGUCUGGAAGACAUCGCCUCACCAAUUCCGGCCCUUCGUCAAUAGGAUUCACACUAUCCUUAUCCCCUUGCAGGAUCAGGAUCGACAACGGCUUCUCCGGGUCGUGAAGACUCUUCAUCAAGUCUGAAAGGUCUCUUUCCAAGAAAGCCUGGACUGUCCUCUCGAUGGCGAUCGGAUCACUUUCCUCUGCCAUGUGUUCGUAUCUUUUCAUUUCCGUGUCCGAUAGCUUGUCUGGGCCGAAGAUAAAUGGCAACCCGGUCCUCAGCCAGCCCAGCUUGUCUCGGCGGAGGCUGGAGAGGAUGUUAUCCCAGAACUCUCGCGGAGGGCCAUUGGGUUUCUCUGCGGUGCGCAAGGGAAUCGGCAAGGAGGUCGCGACGAAGAUCAAGCCCUUGCAGCUGUUUCUGGCCUCUGUGCUGGCCGAGAGAGCCAUGAGCAGCUCGCCGCAUCCCAAGCUAGAGCCAACGCCGAUGAACCCCGGUGACCCAGAGCUGGAAGAGGAGACCCCAAGGGCAGUGUCGAGAAUCUGCACAAGAUCGCUGGCGAAAGUGUCAUAGUCAAUUCUCUCCGCCUUCGAAGUAUCAGGGCCACUCCAUUCACUCUUGCCAUAACCGCGACGGUCCGGGGCGAUGCAGCGGAAGCGGUAAGUCUCGACCAGCGGGACGAGGACGUGAUCCCACAUCUUAGAAGAGAAUGGCCAGGCAGAAGUCAAUACCAGGACGGGUUUCUUCCGGUCGUCGGGGUCGGGCGGCGAUUGUGGCGCGAAGGCUGCAGGUGAUGAGGCCGGAACAUAGUCACGGUAGAAGAGGCGGGCGCCAUCAUGAUUGCUUGUGAUGUAUGGCAUAUUUUCGUGUUCCGACCGGAUUUCAAAUGUUGGGAAGAUAUAGCACUUUGAUUGUCUGCUAGAAAAUAUGUACUUGAC